Colias croceus (clouded yellow) is the source of this 1882-nucleotide messenger RNA. Its product is annotated as alpha-amylase 1-like. The transcript has 10 exons. The record is from RefSeq and is a predicted model, not a curated record. Gene Ontology annotation, molecular function: cation binding; alpha-amylase activity. The coding region runs from base 281 to 1795 and encodes 504 amino acids. Gene Ontology annotation, biological process: carbohydrate metabolic process. Lineage: Eukaryota; Metazoa; Arthropoda; Insecta; Lepidoptera; Pieridae.
UCGUGACGAACAAUGCUUUGUACUUAAGUUCAAAAGAUAGUUAUGCCUUGCAAAUUUCAAUUGUAAAGAUAUAUACGCAAUUAGCUGAAGUAAACUCCAGCAAGUAGCCAUAAUAGUAUGUACUUCGUGCAAUAUUAACGUGUUUUGAUAUUCUAUAAUUAUUGUUUACGGAUAGACUUGUAUUGAGUCACAAAAUAUAGCUGUAAGUAUAUACAACAGCUGCGAUAAUGGAGUUGUUAUGAAUAGUUCCUUAUGCAAGUACCGAGUGACAUAGUAUAAAAUGGUUGCCAGGAUGUUUCGCUACAUCCUCCUGCUCUCUGCCGCGACAGCGGUGCUGGCAUACAAGAACCCGCACUUUGCAUCUGGCAGGACGACCAUGGUCCACCUCUUCGAGUGGAAGUGGGACGACAUUGCUGCUGAGUGCGAGAGGUUCCUCGGUCCACGCGGCUUCGGUGGUAUCCAGAUCUCUCCCCCAAAUGAAAACUUGGUGAUUUGGUCUAGGAACCGCCCAUGGUGGGAACGCUACCAGCCCAUUUCAUACCGUCUGGUCACACGGUCUGGCAAUGAGCAACAAUUCAUAAACAUGGUCCGUCGCUGUAAUAACGCCGGUGUUAGGAUUUACGUAGACGCCAUCAUCAACCACAUGACAGGAACGUGGAACGAGAACGUUGGUACCGGUGGUAGUACUGCUAACUUCGGCAACUGGCAUUACCCUGGUGUGCCGUACGGCAGGAACGACUUCAACUGGCCUCACUGCGUCAUCGGUGGAAAUGACUACGCCUGCUGUGCUGAUAGAGUACGUAACUGCGAGCUGUCUGGUCUCAAGGACUUGAACCAAGGAUCUGAAUAUGUGCGGGGACAGAUUGUCGGUUUCAUGAACCGUCUUAUUGAUAUGGGUGUUGCUGGUUUCAGAAUCGACGCAGCCAAACACAUGUGGCCCGGAGACCUGCGCGUCAUCUACGACAGGCUACACAACCUGAACCCCAGCCACGGCUUCCCCCAGGGAGCCCGCCCGUACAUCUUCCAAGAAGUAAUUGAUCUUGGCGGAGAAGCUAUUAGCAGGAAUGAGUACACUCCCCUAGCGGCGGUCACUGAAUUCAGAUUCGGCAUGGAACUGAGCAGAGCUUUCAGGGGACAUAAUCAACUUAGAUGGCUAUCUAACUGGGGUCCAAGCUGGUCGCUCUUAGCAUCCAACGAUGCCCUCGCCUUCAUUGACAACCACGACAACCAACGUGGUCACGGUGCUGGUGGUGACAUUCUUACCCACAAGACCCCGAAGCAAUACAAGGGAGCGAUUGCCUUCAUGUUGGCGCAUCCUUAUGGUGUCGCUCAGCUAAUGAGCAGCUUCCACUUUACGGACACAGAAGCAGGACCUCCAAUGGAUUCUAAUGGAAACAUUCGUUCGCCGACCAUCAACUCUGAUAACAGCUGCGGCAACGGCUGGGUGUGCGAACAUCGCUGGAGACAGAUCUACCAGAUGGUAGCAUUCAGGAACGUAGCCGGCAACACUGGGCUCUCCAACUGGUGGGAUAAUGGAAACAACCAGAUUGCCUUCUGCCGUGGUGGACAAGGUUUCGUCGCGUUUAACAACGAGAACCGCGACUUGAACCAGAGCUUGCAGACUUGCCUGCCAGCCGGUAGAUACUGCGACGUGAUCUCAGGAGCAAAGGUUAACAACGGUUGCACCGGUAAAACUAUCACGGUCGACGGCAAUGGACGCGCCCAAAUUCACAUCGGUGCUAACGAACAAGACAUGGUUCUGGCUAUCCACCGUGGCAAUGAGUCAAGACUGUAAGGUUGACACGCGUAAUGAAGAUUGCUGAGAGCCUGAGAAGUGAUAAAAGUGUUUUUAUGUAAAAAGAAAAUAAAUUUGUGAUACAAA